UGAUUCAUCAUUAGAGAGUAACUAUUCCCGUUUCAUUAUUUUCUUUUCUCUAUCUUUUAAUAACAAUCAGGAUGACAACUUCCUGAGAUCUGCACAGAAAUAUUUCAUGGAGGCAUUGGUGAGAUGAUAAUUAAUUAGACCGCCAAUAAGAACUAUAAAGCUCUAUACAUCUGUCUCAUCCUAGUAUGGGAUCCUUUAGCAAUAUGGAUCUACUACCCCACUACAAUGAGUCAAAUUCAAAAUUUUCAGUCUCGCAUAAAAGUGUCUCACUUCUAUAUCACUGAGCUUGCAUCCAAUGGUGUACACGUUUAACUUCAUUCAAUUCGCUGUAAUGGACGACCAUCUUGCAUUCCCUGGAGUAGAUAACUGUCUGAUACUCAAUACACUUAGGCUUCAUUAGUCAUAGCUUCUCGCUAGAACUCCGUGAAUCACAUCUUUAAGGAAAUCACUAAUGAGCAGAUGACUAUUGUCAGUGUAUGGUUUUGUGGAGAUAGUGGUGAAUCGUUCCAAUAUGCAAUACAGUUCUGUACUAAAUUACUCUCAGUUAGAAACUAGGAUGAUUCUAUACCUCUUAUAUCGUUGGUGAGUACUUAGUACAUGUAACUUAAUUUCAGGGUUUUCUGCUGAUUACUAUCGGUAACGUAACAUCGGAACUUAUUGUUCGAAGACCAAGACAGUUCCUCACAAAGUUGUCAAAAAUCCAAGAAAAUACUGAAAAUAUCUUGUCCAAUCAGAGUUCUCUGGAAACUUGCAGGGGAAGAAUUAGGUUUUUAUUAUUUAUGCUAGAAAACUACCGACAUUUUUACCAAUUUUAGCACAUUAUUCAGGAGCUUCUCGAAUCAAAUGGUCACAUAUAAUCCUAUAAAUACCUUUCCUUUUUUUAUGCACAAACUAAGUAAUGCUUCUUCCGUACUUCCCGUCUUUUGUUUUCUUUUUACUGUUCAAGAGUAGGAGAUUUCUUAGGAAUAAUAAGCGGUUAAGAAGUCAGUGAAUUAACGUUCACAUACAAGAACUAUUACUUAGUGAAUGCGGCGUCUCAUCAUCUAGAUCAGUGUAUAGCAACUCACGCGCAAUUGAGUUGUUUCACAUUUAAUUCGGUUAAGUCAUUUUGUUAACUUAUUAACGAACUGAGUCAUCCAUACAAUACCAACUUAUCUAUAUCAUUGUAUAUUUAUUAUUGUUGCGAAUGUAUGAACAUGUAUUCUUGAGCAUUGCCUACUGCCUAUGCAUUUAUUCACGCUGCUAGCCUUGCUACUAACCGUUUAAUUGAUUCGAUGAUUCAUUCAUUUCACUAUGUAUAUAUAUGUUCAUGUUAUUCAUGUUCAUUGCUUUCUCUAUCGCUUAAUUGUACUCGCUUACUCGUACUCAUAUUCGCUGACUCACUCGCUCGCUCUCUUGCCUGCUUGCCUUUCGGCACAAUUCUUUCAUGCUUGUUUGACGCACCUGUAAUUUUGGAUAUCUGUGUGUGGUCCCAUAAUAAACAUAAUCAACACUUCGUAUUCGCCUUCUGAUUAAUAUACCGUUGGGGCGUUAUCUAGUGACGGUUAUCAAGACGAACUGUAUACGAAGUUUAAGGAUUAUAUGGAAUACCGACCACCACAAGUGAUUAGAAUGCAACAUUAUGAAUAGAAUUCUAUUAGCCCUAACUAAUCGACAAAAUGACACUGGUCAGUAUUCAGAGAUCAGUCAAUGUAUAUAUAUAAUCUUUCAUUACGAUUUGAUCAACGUACUAUAAAACACUGUUUAUUGAAUUUUAGAUUGAAUUAACUCUUAAAAAACCUACUUUAUCAGAACUUACUCAUUAUUACCGUUUGAAUCGUUUAAUUCAAGUGAUUAAUGAAACUUAUCAUUUCUAUGAACAUUUAAUUAAUCAAUUAAAAUGGUUACAUACAAUGAUUAAAGAUGAAAGUAAUAAAAUGAAUUUUAUCAUUGGAAGUAUAUUAAAAUAUAGAAAUCAAAAUAGUAAUGGAAUACCAGUUGUAUACUACAUAUUCAAGAUAUCCAACAUAAUGGUUGAAAUAUGUGAAUCAAGAAAAUCAUGCAUAUCAAAUAUUAUAAACAAUCGAAUGGUUGUUGAAUAUAAUGAUAAUAAUAACUUGAUGAAUUCAACUAUUGAUUUGGAAAUAUUUAUAUCGGAAUUACAUGUUUUAAUGGAUUAUUUCUUUGAGUAUUUAUGUUAUUUCAUGGUGAAUUUACGUAAUCAAAUUUCAGCAAAUGAAAAUUUCAUUCGUUCUUUUACUUCAACUUCUUUUACAAUGUCAAUGAAAUCAUCCAACGUAUCAUCAUCGUCGUCGUCGUCGUCAUCAGCAUCAUCGUCAUCAAGAAUGACAUGUCCAGUGAUUACAUCAAAUUCUAUAUCGAAAUUGAUUGAUGAUCUAAUAGAUAUUGAAUCUCAUAUGCCUAUGAAAUAUAAUGAACAAUAUACUGAAGCACAAAAACGUUUAUCAAUAAGAAUCAAUCUACAAGUUAAUAAAAAUAAGGAAUGAAUAAGUCCGAUUAUUUUCUAAAAACCUACAUUUAAUAAUAAUGAUAUGUCUUAGAAACAGUUGUAUAAUGUAUUCUGUUCUUUUUAAUAUUCUCCUGUAUAUAUAUUCUAGCUAUUAAAAUAAUGUUGAAGUUGGUAAAAACAAUCUUGUGUAAAACCAAAGUGUAACAUUGUAUUGGGGGUGGGGCUGACUCGAAAGUAAUUAAGAAGAUUUGUAACUCAGGAGGAUAUUUUCAGAGGUUGUAAAACAAUUCCCAUAUAUAUACGGAUUCUAUGUAACGAAAUUUCUUUAUUUCUCUUUGUAAGUAAUACUUUGUCUAUAACCCUUCUGUACAUUCAUACUUUAUGAUUUGUUUGAAGUUAACAUUUGAUUGAAACUAGUCAAAAGGUUGACAUCAAAUCAGCAUUUGUAAUGUUAUUCAAAAGCCUUCACGGACGUAUACUAAGGUUUAUUGAAGCCUUGACUAUACGGAAAUUGAAACCACCUUUAUAUGUCCAAAAACAGUUUGUCCUAACACUUAACCUACCCUGGUAAUACUGAUUUAUUAUCCAGACUGUUAAUCACAUUGUUUUUGUGUACUAUAUUAUUAUUAUUUCUUACCUUUAACCUGUCUAGUUGACCUUUUGAUUUUCAUAUAAAAAUGUCUUAACAAGUAUGUAAUGUGUGAUCAGAUUGUUCGAA
Schistosoma bovis is the source of this 3167-nucleotide messenger RNA. The record is from the annotation of a GenBank genome assembly. Lineage: Eukaryota; Metazoa; Platyhelminthes; Trematoda; Strigeidida; Schistosomatidae.